UGUAUAGCGGACAAUUGUAACUCAAUCAACGACUCCGUCGGCACUAUUUAGCCGGUAUUUGUUGACAAAAGUAAACGUCUGGAUUUCUUUGUGCCCGAUGUGUGUCGCUCACUAUACGUCAUAUUUCAAGAAAAGGCGGUACACAAAGGCAUCAAGACUUAUAUAUACUCAGCGCCGGACGGCGUAAUGGCCGGUUCGGACACGAAUCCCGAUAACGAGUGUUUCUGUGUGAACGACAACACAGACCACUGCCGACUGGACGGCGUGUACGACAUGAGCGCCUGUCAGCACGACAUACCCAUCAUCGUAAGUCUCCCGCACUUCUUGGGCGGCGAUAAACGCAUCACUGAUCGCAUCGAAGGUCUCAAACCAGACCCAAAGUUUCAUAGACCAGUCAUUCACGUCGAACCGACAUUAGGUGCAGUCAUUCACGGGGACAGCAAACUACAAAUGGCCAUAAGAGUGCCUAAGAAUGACUACAUUAUAGGUUUUGAAACCCCCAACAAUGACCGCUACAUUCCCCUCUUCUGGGCUAUAAGUAACACCAAGUUGUUAUUCAAGAGAGAUCCGAAACAUUUGAACACCAUUAGCAUAAUAUUACUAAUGUUUAUAUCAUUGGAAUUGUUGGGCCGAUCAUACGUUCAGUCCGUGUUUUACAAUAAGAUCGGUCUUCGGCGACACAAUACGGGCAUAACUAAGGAGUUCUCAACCGCUAAGAAGUUCUUUUGGCUCAGAAACAGCUUGUAUUCAAUGUCCAUAUUUAUUCUGAUGAGGUGA
This is a messenger RNA of Medioppia subpectinata, 777 nucleotides long. Lineage: Eukaryota; Metazoa; Arthropoda; Arachnida; Sarcoptiformes; Oppiidae. The record is from the annotation of a GenBank genome assembly.